Messenger RNA from Capsicum annuum, 1822 nucleotides. RefSeq lists its product as uncharacterized. Lineage: Eukaryota; Viridiplantae; Streptophyta; Magnoliopsida; Solanales; Solanaceae. The transcript is spliced from 6 exons. The coding region runs from base 330 to 1391 and encodes 353 amino acids. The record is from RefSeq and is a predicted model, not a curated record.
UAAGACAAGCUGCCAUUAGCAUUAAUAUCUUCACUUAAGUCAAAAAUAACAGCAACAACAAUAUUGCGGGUGUAUUUCUAUGGAGACGAUCUGAAGAGGGUAGAAUGCACGUAAUUUGUAUCAUUUUUUAACUCAAAAAUGAGUUAGAAAGGUGAUUUUCUGAUAGAUUAUCAUUGGGUAGAAUACAGUACACACCACUGCUUCACAGAUGAGUUAGAGAAAUUGUUUUCAAUCGACGUUUAGCUACAAUUGAGUCUAAAAAGAAGUGAAGGGUAAAGGAGGAAAAAGGUCCAAAGACCCAUACCCCUCAUCUACCAAUCAUAAAAUUAAUGGUUCUCAAGAAACUAGUAGUGAUGAUGAUGGGUUGUCUAGGAUGUGCAGGUCAGCCCACAGAGCCUUCUACUGAGAAAACUGAAUCCAAAUCACUUAUAGAUGAAUCUGUUGUUGUAACUUCACCUAGAGUUAAACUUGGUGAUGGUAGAUAUCUUGCUUACAGAGAAAGAGGGGUACCCAAGGAAAAUUCUAAAUACAAAAUUAUCAUUGUUCAUGGCUUUGGCAGCUCCAAAGAAAUGAGCUUUAUGGCUUCUGAUGAACUCCUAGAUGAAUUGGGGGUAUACCUUGUGAUCUACGAUAGGGCUGGAUAUGGAGAGAGUGAUAUAAAUUCAAGAAGGUCACUUAAAAGUGAAGCGUCUGAUAUUGAAGAGCUAGCUGAUCUGUUGGAAUUAGGAUCCAGAUUCUAUGUAAUAGGUGUUUCGUUGGGAUGUUACCCAGCUUGGAGUUGUAUCAAGCACAUGCCUGGAAGGCUUGCAGGUGUGGCUCUCGUCGUUCCCUUUGUCAAUUAUAAAUGGCGCACACUACCUAAUGAUCUAGUGAAGGAUGAUUACAGGAAACAACUCUGCCGGUGGGUAAUUUGGAUUACACGUUAUGGUCGGGGGCUACUACAUUGGUGGUUGACUCAGAAACUUUUCCCAUCAGCGUCUGUUCUUGAUGGAAACCCUCAAUUUUUCUGCGACAGAGACUUGGAAGUCUUGAAGAACACACCAGGAUAUCAGCUGUUCACUCAGGAUGGCCUAAAGGACCGAUGUGUAUUCGAUUCCCUUUGUAGUGACAUUAUUGUAGCUUUUGGAAAAUGGGACUUCAAUCCUUUGGAACUAACUGACCCUUACCCACAAAACGAAAGCUCAGUACACAUCUGGCAAGGUGUCAAAGACAAAGUUGUGCCUGUUCAAUUACAAAGACACGUCUCUCAAAGGUUGCCCUGGAUUCGAUAUCAUGAAGUUCCUGAUGGUGGUCACUUGCUUGUGUAUGACACUGCCGUCUGUGAAGCUGUCUUGACAUCACUUUUGCUUGGGGAAGAUCCUCCAUCAUUCAGGCCGAAGUUCGCAGACUAAGCAUUUCAACUGCACUAGACAUAGAUGUUGAAACAUAAAAAGGAAGGGAGGAGAAAGGAAGGAUAUCUUUAAGCCGACGAGACUUGCAUUAAGAGUAUAUGACCAUUCUCAGCUCUCAUUCAAAAUCUCGUCAAAGUAAUGAUCGACACCAUGUUUGAAUCUCCCUUUCCUAUAUCUAAACUGGAAAAGAAGCUAAGAGGGAUUAAAUCUUGUAGAUCUGCUGUUGCAGAUUCAUCAAGUUGGAUGCAGAUUGUUAAUGAACAUAGAUCGCAACACGAUAGAAAUCAAAACUCCAGUAUGCAGAUUUUGCUAGAACACUAUGUUUGACAAUUUCCAUCUUUUUGUUUGUAUUCAAGAAGCAUCAAGACAAGAUUAAAAAAAGACUUGGUUGAGCUUUUCUGCAAAUAGAAAACUUCAUUCUUGAGUCUUGA